Messenger RNA from Leptopilina boulardi, 3136 nucleotides. Its product is annotated as matrilin-3-like. Lineage: Eukaryota; Metazoa; Arthropoda; Insecta; Hymenoptera; Figitidae. The transcript is spliced from 8 exons. Bases 122 to 826 code for a protein of 234 amino acids. The record is from RefSeq and is a predicted model, not a curated record.
AGUAUCUUCCUAACAGUCUAAAUUUAACUGUCGCUUAGAAUACUUGACAAAGAAAAAUCAUUUUGCAAACAUUUAAUUAGUGACAACAAUUGUAUUUCAACAUUUACAAGUCUUCAUCAAUAUGUCUCCAAUCUUUACUCUUUCAUUACUUUUGGCCAUUGCUGCAGUUCAUUCCAGUAAGUACAAUUGUGGACCCAAUGCAAUUUUUAAAGAGUGUGGAUAUUCAAGUGAUUGUCACAGAACAUGUGACAAGUUAGAUAAUUCGAUGUGUAUCAAUGACAUGAUGUGUCAUGUUACCUGUGAAUGCAUAGAAGGAUAUGUAAGGGACCUUGAGUCCAACAGAUGUGUUUUACCUCAUCAAUGCCCAUAUGUACCCCAACAGCCAAUCCAUCAAUAUCAAUGUGGACCCAAUGCAAUUUUUAAUAAGUGUGGACAUUCAAGUGCUUGUCACAAAACAUGUCUCAAUAUGAAUAAUAAUCGGAUAUGUGUGAGUGACAAGAUGUGUCAUCCUGGCUGUGAAUGCAUAGCAGGAUAUGUAAGGGACCUUGAGUCCGACAGAUGUGUUUUACCUCAUCAAUGCCCAAGAACAGUACCCCAACAGCCAAAUUGUGGACCCAAUGCAAUUUUUGUAGAGUGUGGAUAUUCAAGUGAUUGUCACAGAACAUGUGACAAGUUAGAUAAUUCGAUGUGUAUCAAUGACAUGGCAUGUCAUCGUGGCUGUGUAUGCCUAGAAGGAUAUGUAAGGGACCUUGAGUACAAUAUAUGUAUUUUACCUCAUCAAUGCCCAAGAUAUGGUUUCAAUCCUUUUUUGGACUACAAUAAAUAAAUAAAUUCAAUUUCAAUUUCUUGCAAUACUAAAAUAAAAAUACAUUGUAUUUUACCUCAGCAAUGCUUAAGAAGAAGAUAUCCAAUAUAUUAUGCUGAAAUAAUCGCAGUUAAAAAAAUUAUGUAGGAAAUAGUAAAGAAGGUAGUAAGUAGUAGUAAGUAGUUUUAAUAAUAAAAUUUUUAACAAAAUGCAUAGAAUGUUUAAUUUUUAACUCGCCACCUCACCCCACCAAUACACAUUUCAAAAAAACGUAAAUAUGUUCAUGAAAACUUAAUAAAUUGCUAAAAUCAAAUGAUAUUCGUUUUUAGCAAUGAAUUCCACGUCAGAUUAUACUCACAAUAAAGUAUUUUCAAAAAAAAAAAUUUCGAAGAAAUUAUAAUUGAAAUAAUGAUAAAUUUCCCUAUUUGAUAGAUAAGUUUAAAAAUAAAUUUUCACCUAAUGUUUUUGAUCUUUUUACACAAUAAUCAAUUAAUAUAAACAAUAAAUAAAUAAAUAAAUAAGUGAGGCAAAAUUUCUGAAGUGAUCAAUAAUAAAUUUUUUUUUAUAUAAAUAAAUAAAGAUAUAUAAAUAAAAAACACAUUUAAAUAUCUACUUUGUAUAAAUUUUAUUUUUGAUACCUUCACUCAAUGUGUUAAGGGGGGGAGGGCAGGGCCAUUUUUUGCAAUUUUUUCGAAAAAAACCGAUUUCUUUCCUUUCUAGCUCGUAGCCAUCAAAUCCAAUCUGUCUCGCUAUAUUUUUCCUGUAAUCUACACGUGAAAAUACGUAUGUGUACUAAAUUGCAGUUUGCAGUCUAUUUCAAUGUAUUUCUUCCCGCUGAAUUCGAAUCCGAAUCCGAAAUCAGAAUUGUCAAAUUAGUUUUUAUUUUUGAAAUAAACUCAAAAAACUGAUCAGGAAGAAAAAUAAAAUCAAAAAAGUUGAAUUUGAAUGUCACUGCGAUAGUGUAAUUUCAUGUAUUUUUUGCCGCUGAAUCCGAAUCAAAAGUCAGAAUUUGUUAGAUUCGCUCAAAUUUUUGAGAUAAUUGCAAAAAAAACUCAAAAUCAGUUUUUUGGAAUUAUCUUCAAAAAUUGAGCCAAUUUGAUAAUUCUGAUUUCGAAUUAGGAUUCAGCGUGAAAAAAUACAUGAAAAUGCAGUAUCGUUGUGUUUCGGGAAAAAAAAAUUUCUUUGAGCUAAUCGACAAAAACUGAUAAAAAUCCUGAAUUAAGGGCACAGAUAAUUUUUUUUGCCGAAACACUACGUCAGUUUAUUUCUUUGUAUUUUUUCCUGCUGAAUCCGAAUACGAAGUCAGAAUUGUCAGAUUGGCUCAAAUUCCAAAAAACUGAUUUAAAAUUUUUUGAGUUUUUUGCAAUUAUCUCAAAACUUUGAGCGAAUCUAACAAUUCUGACUUUGGAUUCGGAUUCAGUGGUAAAAAAUACAUUGAAUUACACUAUCGCAGUGACAUUCAAAAUUUUUUUAACUUUUUGAUUUUAUUUUUCUUUCUGAGCAGUUUUUUGAGUUUAUCUCAAAAAUAAAAAUCAAUCUGGCAAUUCUCACUUCGGAUUUGGAUUCAGCGGAAAAAAAUACAUGGAAAUAGACUAGUGAAGUGUCUCGGCCAAACCACUUUUUACUUUUUGUGUGCCUGUGUUAUUAUUAAUUUUUAUCAAAAACUGUAGAAGGGGGGGAGGAUUAAAAUUUUAGUGAAAUAUGAACAGUGGAUUUUUUAAAAAAUCAUAACUAUUGUAUAACAGAGUGAAAAAAAAUUUGAUCGUUUUUUAAUUAAUUUAUUUACAUUAAUUAAUAUUUCGAAAACAAAAAAAAAUUUAUUUAAUUUGUUUAUUAAAAGCAUAUAUUUAAAGCUUCAUAUUAAGGGGUAAAAAAAAGAAAUAAAAAUUGUCCUUUAUUAAAAAACAGUGAAAAAUAUUUUUGAUUUUCAAAAAAAGGGGUAAAUUUUGAAUAUUUAAAAAAAAAUUUUGCACCAUUCGAAAGAGUAGGAAAAAAUCUUUCGAAAUCAUAUAGGUCAACAUUUUUUUCAUCCCUUUUAUACAAUAGUUAUGAUUUUUCAAAAAAUGCAAUGCUCACAUUUUGGCAAUUGGAUCACUUCAGGAAUUUCGCCCCAAAUGUAAAAUGGACUGAGAAAAAUGAAUAGACUCCUGGUGAGAUAUUGUUCUAUAUUUCUGUAUUUUUUUCAUCCUCGCUCCAAUCAGAGAUCAUGGACCGCAGCAAACGCAUUAUCGAUGAGUGAUACAUAAUAAAAUGCACGUUUUACUGUAAUUAAUUAAUUAAUUGAAACGAAUUUUAUAAUUUCACUUUUUUUUUUUUUUUUUUUUUUGUUUU